Messenger RNA from Anopheles cruzii, 465 nucleotides. RefSeq names its product NPC intracellular cholesterol transporter 2-like. The coding region runs from base 1 to 465 and encodes 154 amino acids. The record is from RefSeq and is a predicted model, not a curated record. Lineage: Eukaryota; Metazoa; Arthropoda; Insecta; Diptera; Culicidae. Gene Ontology annotation, biological process: intracellular cholesterol transport. Gene Ontology annotation, molecular function: sterol binding. The transcript has 2 exons.
AUGAUCCGCGUUCUGCUACUGAUUGCUCUCGCCCCAGCUCUGGUGUAUGGCAGCAUCCAUCGUGUCUGCACGGGAGCUCGUCCGCAGCCCUUUGAUGUUUCAAUCGAUGGCUGCACUGCUCCCCCUUGCAACCUGGUGCGCGGUCAAGAUGUAAUUGCUUACAUCAGUUUCACCGCCGAUCGCGCCGUGUUCAACAUGACGACGAUUCCGACGGCAACGGCCCUCGGUAUCACUGCCCCCUACCCGCUGCCGGCUGAGUUCGCUGCCACCUGCAACUGGCUGGAAGGAUCGUCCUGUCCGCUGAGCCCGAACGAGGACGUCACUUACAGACUGACGAUUCCGGUCCUGUCAAUCUACCCCUUGGUCAGUCUGGUCAUUGAAAUUGACAUCGUUGACCAGGACAGUCAAACCGUCGCCUGUUUCCUUGUCGAUGCCCAAGUGGUUGUCGCUCCUAGUUUAAAAUAA